This is a messenger RNA of Fraxinus pennsylvanica, 3900 nucleotides long. Lineage: Eukaryota; Viridiplantae; Streptophyta; Magnoliopsida; Lamiales; Oleaceae. The record is from the annotation of a GenBank genome assembly.
AUGGAACCCGGGGAUCUUUAUAAAGCUAGUAGUAGCUUGAGAGUAGGAAGUAAGCAUAUGGGAAGUUUAAGAGCAAACAGUUCAUCAAUAUGGAGGAAUACUGGAAUCGAAGGUGCUGCAAAUGAAGUUGACGUUCAAAAUCUUGGAUUUCAAGAUAAAAGGAAUUUGUUGGAUAGGCUGGUUAAUGUUGUGGAUGAAGAUAAUGAGAAGUUCUUGUUAAAACUCAGAAAUAGAAUUGACAGAGUUGGGAUUGAUCUGCCAACAAUUGAAGUCCGGUUCGAGAAUUUAAAUAUUGAAGCAGAAGCUUACGUGGGAAGCAGGGCUUUGCCUACAUUUAUUAACUUCAAUAUUAAUAUGAUAGAGGGCAUUUUGAGCUGUGUCCAUAUAGGAAAAUUUCAAGGUCCCUCCAUGGAGGAGCCCCUCAAGAAUGCCAGUGGCAUCAUCAAGCCCUGCAGAAUGACAUUGCUUUUAGGCCCUCCGAGUUCCGGGAAGACAACCCUUAUGUUGGCUUUGGCUGGAAAGCUUGAUCCUGCAUUGAAGGUUUCAGGGAGGGUAACCUAUAAUGGACAAGGAAUGGAAGAGUUUGUACCCCAAAGAACUGCUGCAUACAUUAGCCAACACGAUCUUCAUAUAGGAGAAAUGACUGUUAGAGAAACCAUGGCUUUCUCUGCAAGAUGCCAGGGGGUUGGAUCCCGAUAUGAGAUGUUAGCAGAGUUGUCAAGAAGAGAGAAAGCAGCAAAUAUUAAGCCUGAUCCAGAUAUCGAUAUAUACAUGAAGGCUGCAGCUACAGAAGGAGAUGAAGCUAAUGUGGUCACAGACUAUUAUCUUAAGGUUUUGGGGCUCGAUGUCUGUGUAGAUAUUUUGGUUGGAGAUGAAAUGAUAAGAGGAAUUUCUGGAGGACAAAAGAAGCGUGUCACAACUGGGGAGAUGCUUGUUGGACCAGCAAAGGCACUUUUCAUGGAUGAGAUAUCCACAGGAUUGGACAGUUCCACAACUUUCCAAAUUGUGAAAAUGCUUAGACAAUAUGUGCACAUUAUGAAAGAAACCGCUUUUAUCUCCCUCCUGCAGCCAGCACCCGAGACAUAUGAUCUUUUUGAUGACAUCAUUCUCUUGUCAGAUGGCCAGAUUGUUUAUCAGGGUCCCCGAGAACAAGUGCUCGACUUUUUUGAAUCCAUGGGCUUUAGAUGCCCCGACAUAAAGGGUGUGGCUGAUUUUCUACAAGAAGUGACAUCAAAGAAAGAUCAGCAGCAAUACUGGGCUAAAGAUGAGCCUUAUAGGUUCGUCUCCGUUGGUGAAUUUACUGAGGCGUACCAGUCAUUCCAUGUUGGCCGGAAAGUUGGGGACGAGCUUUCAGUUACAUUUGACAAAAGCAAAGGCCAUCCAGCUGCUUUAACUACCCAAAAGUACGGUCUUGGAAAGAAAGAGCUCCUGAAGGCUUGUGCUGACAGAGAACUCUUACUGAUGAAGAGAAACUCAUUUGUCUAUUUCUUCAAACUCUUCCAGAUUACUGUAAUGUCAUUGAUAGCAAUGACUGUCUUCUUCCGAACUAAGAUGCACAAAAAUGAUGCACCUGAUGGAGGAAUAUAUACUGGUGCCCUAUUUUUCAGUGUCGUUAUGGUUAUGUUCAAUGGAAUGUCAGAGCUUGCCAUGACAAUUUACAAACUUCCUGUCUUCUACAAACAAAGGGACUAUCUCUUUUUUCCUGCGUGGGCAUAUGGACUUCCCUCGUGGAUCUUGAAAAUCCCGAUUACUUUUCUUGAAGUUGCCAUUUGGACAUUUCUCACGUACUACGUUAUUGGAUUUGAUCCAAAUGUAGGAAGACUAUUCAAGCAGUAUAUGCUGCUCUUACUUCUCCACCAGGCAGCAUCAGCAUUGUUCAGAUUCAUUGGGGCAGCGGGUAGGACCAUGAUUGUUGCAAACACAUUUGGAUUAUUUGCACUGCUCCUGCUCUUCGCAUUAGGUGGCUUUGUUCUUUCACGAGAGGAUGUUAAAGGUUGGUGGAUAUGGGGUUACUGGGCUUCUCCUAUGAUGUAUGCACAGAAUGCAAUUCUUGUAAAUGAAUUCACAGGACACAGUUGGAGCCAACUAAAUGGAACUGAAACAUUGGGAGCUGUUGUGACAAAAUCUCGAGGAGGCUGGGAGAAAAAUCUGAAUGUGAACUACCAGUUGGUAUUGAAACCUAUCCUUGAGGUCAUUCCCAAUGGAGCAUUGCUUGGAUUCGUAUUUCUGUUCAACUUAUUCUUUGUUCUUUCUCUAACAUAUCUCAAUCCUUUCGAGAAGCCUCAAGCUACUAUACUAGAAGAAAGUGAAGAUGAUGCCUCAUCUGAGAGGGCAGAUGCCAAUGAGGCCAAUCAGAACAAGAAAAGAGGAAUGAUUCUUCCAUUUGAACCACAUUCUAUUACAUUUGACGACGUUCAAUACCCAGUUGACAUGCCACCAGAAAUGAGAGCUCAGGGUGAUGUUGAUGAUAAAUUGGUGCUCCUGAAGGGUGUAAGCGGAGCUUUCCGGCCUGGUGUUCUUACAGCAUUGAUGGGUGUUAGUGGGGCUGGUAAAACAACUUUGAUGGACGUGUUGGCUGGUCGAAAAACGGGUGGGUAUAUUGAGGGAAAUAUCACGAUUUCAGGGUAUCCAAAGAAGCAGGAAACAUUUGCUCGGAUUUCUGGAUACUGUGAACAGAACGACAUCCAUUCUCCUCAUGUUACUGUUUAUGAGUCCCUUCUUUACUCAGCUUGGUUGCGUUUGCCUAAAGAAGUUGAUGCUGAAACUAGAAAGAUGUUUAUUGAGGAGGUUAUGGAACUUGUGGAACUUACUCCCUUGAGAGGAUCACAAGUUGGGUUGCCAGGUGUCAAUGGUCUCUCGACUGAGCAACGCAAGAGGUUAACUAUUGCAGUCGAGCUGGUAGCAAACCCUUCGAUAAUAUUCAUGGAUGAACCAACUUCAGGGCUUGAUGCUAGAGCUGCUGCAAUUGUGAUGAGAACAGUCAGGAAUACGGUAAACACAGGAAGAACUGUUGUGUGUACCAUUCAUCAGCCCAGUAUUGAUAUUUUCGAAGCAUUUGAUGAGCUAUUUUUAAUGAAACGAGGAGGACAAGAGAUAUAUGUUGGUCCUUUGGGUCAUCAAUCGUCUCAAUUGAUCAGAUUUUUGUUCACGACCUUCAUAGCCCUCAUAUUCGGGACAAUGUUCUGGGAUCUUGGCUCUAAAUGGAAUACACAACAAGAUCUGUUUAACGCUAUGGGCUGUAUGUAUGCUGCUAUCAACUUUUUGGGAUUCCAAUACGGGUCAACAGUACAACCUGUUGUGGCUGUUGAACGAACUGUCUUCUAUAGAGAAAGAGCAGCUGGAAUGUAUUCAGCCUUACCAUAUGCAUUUGCACAGGUUCUAAUCGAAGUUCCAUACGUCUUCGUACAAACACUUGUAUAUGGUCUUAUUGUCUAUGCUAUGAUGGGACUGGAUUGGACAGCUGAAAAAUUCUUCUGGUUCUUAUUUUUCUUCUUCUUCUCUUUAAUGUACUUUGUCCUCUAUGGCAUGAUGACUGUGGCUGUCACUCCUAAUCACAACAUUGCUGCCAUUAUCUCGUCUUUCUUCUACGCAAUUUGGAAUCUCUUUUCUGGAUUUAUCAUCCCACGACCUAGGAUCCCUAUCUGGUGGAGAUGGUAUUACUGGGCCACUCCAGUCGCUUAUACCUUGUACGGUUUAAUAGUAUCGCAGUUUGGAGAGAUCCAGGAUGUGAUGGAAGACAGUGGAGAUACAGUAGAACAAUUCUUGAAAGAUUACUUUGGGUUUGAAUACAGUUUUAUUGGAAUCGCUGCUGGAAUAAUUCUUGCUUUCGACGCUUUUCGCCUUCAUUUUUGCCUAUUCUAUCAAGGCAUUCAACUUCCAAAGGAGAUAAGAUUGCCUUGA